Messenger RNA from Acaulospora morrowiae, 171 nucleotides. Lineage: Eukaryota; Fungi; Glomeromycota; Glomeromycetes; Diversisporales; Acaulosporaceae. The record is from the annotation of a GenBank genome assembly.
AUUCAAGAAACAUGGCACUAUUCAGAAUGGUUCAUUUCAGCGAUCUAAAUAUUUCGUGGCAACAGAUAUGGAUUCUUCAAUUCUUUAUUGACACUGAGGCAGGGUCUAGAUUCGAAAAACAUGGUACCAUUGAAAUGGUUUCAGCAAUCUGUCAAUAUUUCGUGACAACAG